Knipowitschia caucasica is the source of this 1995-nucleotide messenger RNA. The record is from the annotation of a GenBank genome assembly. NCBI's taxonomy places the organism in Eukaryota, Metazoa, Chordata, Actinopteri, Gobiiformes, Gobiidae.
AUGCAGACUGGACGCUGCUGCCUUCAGUGGUCUGGAGAACUUAACACACCUGGAUUUAUCCAACACCUCCCUGAGCCGUCUGCCAGGAGCUCUGCUGUCUGCUCUGCCCAGCCUACAGGUACUGACUACAGGUACAACACCUCCCUGAGCCGUCUGCCAGGAGCUCUGCUGUCUGCUCUGCCCAGCCUACAGCCUACAGGUACUGACUACAGGUACAACACCUCCCUGAGCCGUCUGCCAGGAGCUCUGCUGUCUGCUCUGCCCAGCCUACAGCCUACAGGUACUGACUACAGGUACAACACCUCCCUGAGCCGUCUGCCAGGAGCUCUGCUGUCUGCUCUGCCCCAGCCUACAGGUACUGACUACAGGUACAACACCUCCCUGAGCCGUCUGCCAGGAGCUCUGCUGUCUGCUCUGCCCAGCCUACAGCCUACAGGUACUGACUACAGGUACAACACCUCCCUGAGCCGUCUGCCAGGAGCUCUGCUGUCUGCUCUGCCCAGCCUACAGCCUACAGGUACUGACUACAGGUACAACACCUCCCUGAGCCGUCUGCCAGGAGCUCUGCUGUCUGCUCUGCCCAGUCUACAGCCUACAGGUACUGACUACAGGUACAACACCUCCCUGAGCCGUCUGCCAGGAGCUCUGCUGUCUGCUCUGCCCAGCCUACAGCCUACAGGUACUGACUACAGGUACAACACCUCCCUGAGCCGUCUGCCAGGAGCUCUGCUGUCUGCUCUGCCCAGCCUACAGCCUACAGGUACUGACUACAGGUACAACACCUCCCUGAGCCGUCUGCCAGGAGCUCUGCUGUCUGCUCUGCCCAAACUACAGCCUACAGGUACUGACUACAGGUACAACACCUCCCUGAGCCGUCUGCCAGGAGCUCUGCUGUCUGCUCUGCCCAGCCUACAGCCUACAGGUACUGACUACAGGUACAACACCUCCCUGAGCCGUCUGCCAGGAGCUCUGCUGUCUGCUUUGCCCAGCCUACAGCCUACAGGUACUGACUACAGGUACAACACCUCCCUGAGCCGUCUGCCAGGAGCUCUGCUGUCUGCUCUGCCCAGCCUACAGCCUACAGGUACUGACUACAGGUACAACACCUCCCUGAGCCGUCUGCCAGGAGCUCUGCUGUCUGCUCUGCCCAGCCUACAGCCUACAGGUACUGACUACAGGUACAACACCUCCCUGAGCCGUCUGCCAGGAGCUCUGCUGUCUGCUCUGCCCAGCCUACAGCCUACAGGUACUGACUACAGGUACAACACCUCCCUGAGCCGUCUGCCAGGAGCUCUGCUGUCUGCUCUGCCCAGCCUACAGCCUACAGGUACUGACUACAGGUACAACACCUCCCUGAGCCGUCUGCCAGGAGCUCUGCUGUCUGCUCUGCCCAGCCUACAGGAGCUGCACACAGGAGGAAACCCCUGGAACUGCUCCUGUGGUUGGGACUACAGCUGGACCAGACUGAGCUCUGCCUCAGGCCUUUGUGCCUCUCCCCCCUCCCUGCUGGGACGGCCCCUGACUGAGGCUGCGGCCCUCUGCUCCCAGCCCCAGACCCAGCCUCAGACCCCCCCUCCCAGGACCUCUGUGAGUCUGAGGAGCAGAGAGACCGGCCAGCCCAGUCUGAGGAGCAGUGGGAGGAGCAGUGUGAGGAGCAGUGUGAGGAGCAGUGUGACGGCUCAGCUCAACCAUAGCUCCGGAAACGAUCCGGGGGUGGGUCAGGGGAACUCAUGGAAGUUCACGGUGUGUGUGGUGGUCCUGGUCCUCUGCACCGGGGGCCUCCUGGUGUGUGCGGUGAAGGGCCCCUCCUGGUACCGACUGUUCCAUAACUACAGGCACCGCCGGCUGCAGGAGCACAACGGCACUACCAUCUACAGCCACCAGGGGGAGCCCCACAUCUACACCUUUCAACAGGACAGGGGCAGGAGAAGCCCCGACGAGGACGAGGACGAGGAGGGGUACUACGAAGACCCCUAUGUGAGGAGUGAGGGGUGA